AUGAAAAGGAAAUACAAAGUUCUGCUGUUAUUGCUUUAUCUGCUCGGCAGUUUAAGAUCGGGUCAGGCGAUUUGGUUUCCCUGGUACUUUAAGCAAUACGGACUAGCUCCUCAUUCGACUCGGCAUGGUAAUAAAAAUUUAACAUGUCCACCUGGUUACGAACCCAAGUCCUCGGCGGCCAAAUUGACUAGAGGAUUAUCUAGCUGUGAAAAAGUUUUGCCAUCGAGUUCGGAAGAAAAUGCAAAAGUGAAAGGAAGGCUUUGCGAUGAUAAUCCCGUGCUAAUGCAACUGGCACGCCUUUAUGUGGUGAGUCCCGAGAGGAUUGUCCUGCUUCUGGCACAGCCUUCUCUUGGCGAUUCCUGUGCUGAGAUCACCGAUGUACUGUCUAAAAUCAGGAAGUCAAUGCAAAACUGUGUAUUGACGCCAGACAAUAUUUAUGGCAAAUUAACAGAUGGAUUGAGCUAUUUUGAAUCGGAAGUUUGUAACGGAGGCGACGGUCGCAACAAGAAGCGAUGUACAGGACUCCAGGAGUCUCACAACUGCUUGCGUGAACUCCGGACGGAUAUGAUCGAAUGUGAGGCUCCGCCGGAUUGGUACGAGAAAAGGAAUGCCACCAAGGUAUGCCGCAUUUUCAACGAUGUCCUGGACUGCUAUUACACAAGAGCGGCCUUGCUGUGCGGAAUUGAAGUCGCCAAGCAGCUGAGAUCCUUUGCCGGGGACAGCAUGGGCAGAGCCAUGAUUCACAAAUGCGCGGUGAAUAAAAGAUUACCCCGGGUAGAUAAUGCCAUGCCUAUCGACACUUUUAGCAGGGGUGGAUUGAAGUCCUCCUUGAAUUUGUUCAGUAUUACCCUUUGGCUUGGAUGCCUAAGAUUUGUGUUAUUGAAAACAGUUUUGUUUAUUUGAAAACAAUUUUCUUAUCUCAAGACAAGCUAUUAUAUAUUUUAUAAAU
Drosophila eugracilis is the source of this 949-nucleotide messenger RNA. RefSeq lists its product as uncharacterized. The record is from RefSeq and is a predicted model, not a curated record. Lineage: Eukaryota; Metazoa; Arthropoda; Insecta; Diptera; Drosophilidae.